Messenger RNA from Penaeus indicus, 1134 nucleotides. RefSeq names its product triokinase/FMN cyclase-like. Gene Ontology annotation, molecular function: glycerone kinase activity. NCBI's taxonomy places the organism in Eukaryota, Metazoa, Arthropoda, Malacostraca, Decapoda, Penaeidae. Gene Ontology annotation, cellular component: cytosol. Gene Ontology annotation, biological process: glycerol catabolic process. The record is from RefSeq and is a predicted model, not a curated record.
GGCAAUGAUAACAUUUAGAUAAACAGCUCCUAGUUUAUGUUUAAAGAUAAAAUCCUCCAAGAUACUUGUGUAGAAUGUUGAUGGGUGUUCUAAUGUGCAUGACAACACGCUGUUACUAUGAAUGGCGUCACCGAUACUACAGUGAUAGAGGACUUCUGAACGGGCAGAGUUAGCGACAUGGCGACCCAGCUGAUCAACACGAGCGAGCGAUGUGUCGACGAGGCUCUGGAAGGCUUGAUUGCCGGGAACUCCGGUCUCCUUCUCCUGCCGGAACAGCGCAUGGUGGUCGAGCGCGCGUGGCUGACGGGGCGGCGCAAGGGAGUCGCUAUUGUCACGGGCGGAGGAUCAGGGCAUGAGCCUUUUGCCGCCGGCUACGUCGGGGAGGGAAUGCUGGCGGCGGCUGUCGCUGGCCCCGUCUUCACCUCCCCGCCCCCCGCCUCCAUCGCCGCGGCCAUCACGGCUGUGGGGAAGGAUAAUCCAGAUGGCGUGUUGGUGGUGAUCUUCAACUACACUGGAGAUCGAGUCACUUUCGGCCUGGCGGUUGAACGCUGUCGGGCCGCCGGUAUGAAGGUGGGAAUGUAUGUUAGCGGCGACGACUCCGCCCUCGCCCGAGUCUCAGGCACCGCUGGCAGGAGGGGCCUCUGUGGCACUAUGUUUGUGCUGAAGAUCGUGGGCGCCAUGGUCCAGGCAGGUGACGUGGAUCAGGCCCUGGAGACAUGCCACAAGCUCGGUAGUGCCAGAACUAUAGGCUUUGCUGCCAGUGCGUGCCAGAUGCCGGGGGCGCCCAAGCCCCACUUCACAGUGCCCCAGGGCAUGCUGGAGCUCGGCCCUCGGGGUACAUGGCAGGAAACAGCAUCUGAAGUGAUGAAAACGCUCCUGGACAACCUGACGAGGGAGGAAUCGGAGACACUUCUUGAUCUGCAGAAGGGAGAUGAAGUGGCAGUCAUCGUGAACAACCUCGGGUGCACUUCGGAACUUGAAAAUGGGCAUUCUGAGGAGAGAAGGACAACACUUAAUUCAGUUAUAUACAAUACCAAUCUUCAAGAUACAGAAUAUGUCAGAGUGGUUUCUUCAUCAAUCUCAGCUGUAGCAGAUCAUGGAGGGAAGUCAGAUGCAGACUACAUAGUCUCUUGA